AGCACUCGCGAAGGUGUCCCUGCCGAGUGUGCACGCCGCGGCCCUCUCUCCCUCUCUCUCUUUCCCCCUGUGAAUAUGAGUGCUUUUCGGGGUCUCUCGAGUCCCCGCUGUGAGUGAUUGCGAAGCCCAUGUGCCGGUGAAGUGUCUCAAAGUGUUCGGAAAAGUGAUAGCGAGCGGAGUGCCCUGGAAGAUGGAGGCGACGGACUCUGCUUCCGAGGAGAUCAACUUGACGCCGCAGGAACUUCAAGUUUUGUCGGAGCUUGACAGUCGGCAGUUCGGGUUCGUGAAGCUGAACGAGCCUGCCAACAGCAAGAGGCGGGCGCUGGUGCUGAAGGCCGUGCGUUACCUCGAGUCCCUCAUCAUCCACGCCAACAACAACAACAAGAGCAGCAGCAAUAACAACAAUAACAACAAUAACAACAACAACAACAAUAAUAACAACGCCAAGGAUGGCGGCGACGGCAAGAAGUGCUCGCUGUCCCCGACCGCCAUCAAGAAGGAGGAGCUCUCCUUGCCCAGCUCCGACACCACCCUGCUGGAGGACGUCAUCGGCCAGGACGCCCAUGACGACUCCCUGGGCGUGGGCGGCGUCCUGCUGGGGAAGCUGACCUCCUCCUCCACGCCCACCACCACCAACAGCAGCACCUCCUCGUCCUCGUCCUCCUCCUUCUCCACCGCCUCCACCACCACCACCACCACCGCCGCCUCCACGCCCCCGGCGGCGCCAGACACCAGCAUCAGCAUCGAGCCAAGACUUACUGCAAGCUGGGCCACCUGCACCUGCUGCUCGAGGACUA
Messenger RNA from Penaeus vannamei (Pacific white shrimp), 797 nucleotides. NCBI's taxonomy places the organism in Eukaryota, Metazoa, Arthropoda, Malacostraca, Decapoda, Penaeidae. The record is from RefSeq and is a predicted model, not a curated record.